AAAGACGCUUGACUAUGACGUCAAAUCUCCGCGACUCGCCAAAUGUAAACGUGACUUGUAAAGUUGGUGCUUUCGCGGUUUUCUUUUUAUUUUUCUAAUAUUUUGAAGACACGAUAGAGUAAGACAUUUAUUUGCAUUCAUCAUGAGCUCGUCAAUGCCACAGAAGCGUUACUACAGACAGCGAGCCCAUUCUAACCCGAUGGCGCAUCACAGCUUUGAAUAUCCGGUGUGUCCUCAGGAAAUGGACUGGUCCAAACUGUAUCCAGACUUCACGACUAGCAACACGUCAGACAAACCAACCCCUCGAGUUGAAUUCGCAGACAUCGGAUGUGGAUAUGGAGGACUGUUGGUGGAAUUAUCUCCACUCUUCCCAGACAAACUCAUCCUGGGCAUGGAGAUCCGGGUGAAGGUGUCGGAUUAUGUGCAGGACAGGAUCCGGUCGCUGCGCGCCUCCAAUCCAGGAAGUUAUGAAAAUAUCGCUUGUCUUCGAAGCAAUGCAAUGAAGUACCUGCCCAACUUCUUUUUCAAAGGGCAGCUCAGUAAAAUGUUCUUCCUCUUCCCUGACCCUCACUUCAAGAAGACCAAGCAUAAAUGGAGGAUCAUCAGUCCCACUCUGUUAGCAGAAUACGCCUACACGCUGAGAGUCGGGGGUUUGGUGUACACCAUAACAGAUGUGGAGGAAGUCCACCUCUGGAUGGUGAAGCACUUCACGGAACAUCCGCUGUUUGCACGUGUCACGGAGGAAGAGCUGGUGGAUGACCUCAUCGUAAGUCGGUUGGGGACGUGCACCGAAGAAGGAAAGAAAGUUCAAAGAAACGGAGGAAAGAAUUUCCUGGCAGUUUUCCGGAGGAUUGAUGAUUCACCUUGAGGAGGAGCAGGAUUACCUCUGCCUGAGACUUUUUUUUAUUGUUAUUAACGAGCCUUCUAAAAUCACCAGAUGGACUUCUAUUUUAUAAAAGCUUCUUUUUUUUUGCAUUUGAGAAGUAAAUCCUCUCUCCUGAGUUGCUUUCUGAAGCCUUUCUAAGAUGCUGCUGUUAUAAAAGGAGGUUUCUGUGGUUCAUUUAGUAAAUCACUUCAAAGGAGUAAAGCAUCUGAGCUGAUAUGA
Messenger RNA from Oryzias melastigma (Indian medaka), 1105 nucleotides. It is a transcript of the gene mettl1, whose product is annotated as methyltransferase like 1. Gene Ontology annotation, biological process: RNA (guanine-N7)-methylation; tRNA methylation. Gene Ontology annotation, molecular function: tRNA (guanine(46)-N7)-methyltransferase activity. NCBI's taxonomy places the organism in Eukaryota, Metazoa, Chordata, Actinopteri, Beloniformes, Adrianichthyidae. The record is from RefSeq and is a predicted model, not a curated record. Gene Ontology annotation, cellular component: tRNA methyltransferase complex. The transcript is spliced from 6 exons. The coding region runs from base 143 to 868 and encodes 241 amino acids.